UUGAGUAAACAGUGAAGGGAGGCCGACUAACAUGUAAACACGGCUACUGAGGCUGGGCUACUGAGACUGGGAUACUUGUGUAAAACCAUCCUCCGCUCACUCCGGCCUUAUCUCCAAAAAGUGUGAACGGAAAUGUAACCGUCGCUGUUUACAGUCGAGCUCCAGUGUUUGGGAGGCAGUGGUCGAGCUCCCCGGACCUAUGUGUGAUGGCGGCGUCCAUUUCCACCUGUUUACAAAUGUCCAGUAACUUAUAGAGGACAGUUGUGCGUCGUUCUAUUGGCGGGAAUAUGUGCGUGUGUGGAUAUCUUUAUUUCGAUUUCGAUAUGAUAUAGUGUGUACUCCUAAGGAAUGAACUACAUCCUGCAUUGAUAAGGACGGGCACCUGUUUGUGAUUAUCUCUGAAUUAAUUACUCGGACGAUUUACACAGUUACAAUAUGGAUAGAAAACCACCUCGGCCACGGACUCUGGCGCUCACGCCCCCGUCUGGCAAAAAACAAAUAAAAGUUUCCCGUCAGAGAAAGACGGCUUCAUGGGUGUCCAAGAACGAGAAGCAACACGACCUUCGUUAUCUUGCCAACGACAUCAAAAGUAUCAUCCAGGGAAUUUCAUUCGAGAAGUCCACCGAGGCGAGCGCAGAGGCCACGGACAAUGGCUUUAUGCGGCGCGCGGCGUACAUCGGCGUCCGACGAAGUACUUCUUCUGACGACAAUCGUCGGUUGUCGUCACGGCGCAGUGAUGUUGUGUCGUCGUUCUACCGUGAACGACAAGAGCGUGAUCACCACACGCGCGAAUCAAUGCACAUUGCACGACGGGCUGCACUUCAGGACGUAUACAAUGAGGAGCGUGGCGAGCUGGCCAAUAGUUCGAGUCUCAAGCGGAUUUCGUGUCCCUGGGACAUGUAUUAUGAUACGGACCGGGACGAGUGUCGAUCCCUACAGAUGAUGGCCAAAGAACUUCGCCAUGUACAGGAUGUGCGCGAAAAGGAAGUGCGCGACCUCUUGGCCGUAAAUACAAAGCUGCAGGACAACCUGUUUGAGUCUGAUCAGGAGAUAUGUGUACUACAGGAGUCGAACGCUGGACUAGAGGGACGCCUGACCGAUAUGUUGCAGGUUUACGAACGAAUCAAAGGCAACCUCAAGCGCUGUCUCGCAAAGGUCAAGGACCUGGAGAAACUCGGCAAACUCACUGGUAACUACAGCGACGAUGAAAUCAUUCUAAGAAAUGGCAAGGGAGAUAAAUCGGAAGUGUCCAGCGUAUCGUCGGGGUUUAACACCCUCUCCGAGUCUGAGAUUAUAUCCCUGGGGCCUGGAUACGAGGGUGACGGGGAGGGGUCAAUCUGCGCGGAUAUCAGUCGUCAGCUAGAUGACGCAAUCAACGGGACAGCGCCCCUCCCGGGACUACCAGUGGCAAACAUAUCGGGAAAACAGACGGACCGUCCUCCCGUACCCUCGAACACACCCCGCUCAGCCACGCCCAGUAAUGACCUCGCACAAAUUUCAGCGGAUAAACAGUUCAUAGGCAGACUCCAGGCUGAUGUGAACUCCCUUUCAGAAGUGAACUCCGAACAAUCCAAGGAAAUCGAAAGAUUGCGGUGCGACCUGAUGACAUGCCGAAAACACAUGAUGACGUCACAGUUCCAGUUAGAGGCUGUGGAAAUAGAGUGUGGACGAUUGUUAUCGAUGGAAGACCAGCUAAUCUCUGUCAUCACUCUACUAAAGCGAGCUAGGGAACAGCACGUGCAUCGCCAGUUGCUAGGCGACAUCAUGAUGGGAGCUAUCGCGGCGGCCGUAGCCCUCGAGACCGACGCUUCCCCGGGAUUGUGUGCCGAGUCGUUCCUACGAGAGCUGCAGGAGCAACUCUCCCUUCACCCCGUCCUCAUGUCUGUGGAACUCCUAGAGGGCGCUGUCUCGUCACGUGUCACACUCUCAAACGUGGAGAAAGUCUCGCGACAGAACAAGAGUUUGUUGGAGGAUCUGAAGUUCAUCGAUGACGAAGAUUGUGGACAGCUGAGUGACAAUGACUCUUUUCACAGCCUCGGCAUACACCUUAACGACCAUGACGAUAAAGCGCAUAAUGACUCUGAGUGAUUCAACAAUGACUCUGAGUGAUUCAACGGCAGCGGCCAUGAUGAUGACUUCACAAAUAUUCUCAGUGCAAUAUACGUACCCGUAUACCUCAGUUACAAUGGCAGUCUAUAUAUUACUUAUUGAUGAACGACAAAAUCUUAAAUGUUCAUUCCCUUUUAUACUUCAUCUCUCUACCUCUGUAAGAUCGAGUGUUUUUUUAUAAGUUCUGUAGUGUUUGUUUAUAAGUUCUGUAGUUAUUGUUUAUUAGUUCUGUAGUAAUUGUUUAUUAGUUCUGUAGUAAUUGUUUAUUAGUUCUGUAGUAAUUGUUUAUUAGUUCAAUAGCGAGCUGAAUUGCUGAUUAUUUAUAAGCGUUACUUAUUAUUUAUAAGAUCUGUAGAUUAUCUAUAUGCACUUUGGUUGUUUUAAUACGUAUUUGUGAUUUAUAAGCUAUGCAGAUUGUUUUAUAUAUGUCUUUUAGUGUUUCCUUACAUGCUGUAGUAAUUAUUUCUUAUUCUGUUGUGAUUGAUACAUUGUACUUUUAACUGUACAGUGAUGAUGAGAUUAGAUUUAAUUUCAUUAAUUACAAACGAUAUACCAGAGCUCAAAAAAGAAAAAGAAAAAAGCAAACUGCACAAAAGAUAAAUCACCAAAAUCAAAAUACAAAUAUACAGGUACUAUAAACCAAACAUAGAUAUCAUACCCCAAACCAAAUAUUUACCUUUAAGAUAUGAGUAAACUUAGUAUACGUGUAACAACUCUACUGGCCGGAGAUCAAGUGAACUAUAAUUAUAUACGUACAGUAGUCUAUACCUGGACGACAGGUUUAUUAUAUACAUUGUAAUACCUUAAUUUGCUAUAUAUGUCCGGAGACCAAGUCUAUUAUAUAAUGUCUACCUACCUUAGUCUAUAUAUAUAUAUAAACAUACCUGGAGACAAAAUGUAACUAAAUAAUAUCGGCUGUAUCUUAGUACAAUAUCUACAUAACCUUAUAAUUAUCUUAUUUACGUGUAUGAAAAUAUACUUAUAAAUCAUGUAACAAAAAGGUAUAAGCUAUUCUCUGAACAUCAUUAUUUUGGUACAAUCUUAAUUUUGUUACAAUAUAUGUUUUGAUUACAAAAGUAAGAUGAGUUCAAUAUUAUUUUCAACACAUCCUUAUUUUGGUACAACGUUAUUUUGAGUACAGUAUUAUUUUACACUGUAGUACAGCAGUAAUUCAAUGUUAAUUUUGGUACAAUCGUAUUUUUAGUGUUAUUUUAUUUGGGGACAAUCUGAUUACUUUGUUGACGUUAUAUAAUUGUCACAUUUAAUUUUAUACAAAUGUAUUACCAUAAUAGUUUUCAAUAUUAAUCACAUAUUUAUGAAUCGGAAUAUUACGUGACAGCAGUAUAUUUCAGAACUUUAAUGAUUAUUAUAAAAUAUUUAUAUUUAUUACUAAUUUAUUUACGAUAUACACACAAACAAUGGUCAAUAUACUAUGGUUCAUAUAUACCUGUCUAGAGUUAGAGAUGAUGUACCUUACAUAAGGGCAGCACUGGAGGUUUAUACCUGCUGUCUAGAGUGAGAGAUUAUGUACCUUACAUAAGGGCGACACUGGAGGUUUAUACGUGCUGUCUAGAGUGAGAGAUUAUGUACCUUACAUAAGGGCAGCACUAGAGGUUGAUGUCAGCUUUAACAUAACAAUAUCUGUUACCAGAAGUUUAACGUGAAUUACAUACAUGUAAUGACGCUAGGAGUAUCCUAACAUGUCUUGUUCUUAGCAAAGUUAACUGGUCCACAGAAAUAUUACCAGGGACUACUAACUUCCACUUCAACAACCAUGGAACAAUUGUUUGUCUCUUUUGUCUCCUUUAUUUUUUUGUAACACAAAGUAUGGGUUGAAACUUAUACUCUGUCUUGGUGUGGAAAGGAUUCCACGGAAAGUUACACGUGAGACACACACGCACGUGUACUAUACAUGUGCUACACGUACAUGGAGAUUUUAAGAUGUUGGACACACACGUGUAUUCUGCAUUUGUAAAUGUCUAAAUAACACGUACAUUGUGUUAUUUAAAUGUUUGAAACACACACACACACGUGUAUGAUACAUGUCUGUACUACACGUACAUCAUAAAGAUGCGUUUAUCAAGUGGCAAAUGAAAUUUAAAAAGCGAGAAUUUUGCAUAAGUAUUGCUGGAAGCACAGUGUAUAUUAUUUAUUGAUGUACACAAUUCUGUACCUCGUCACACAUUAAACAUGUACCAGACC
Molecule: messenger RNA, 4311 nt
Organism: Mizuhopecten yessoensis (Yesso scallop)
Lineage: Eukaryota; Metazoa; Mollusca; Bivalvia; Pectinida; Pectinidae
Exons: 6
Coding region: 436-2088 (550 amino acids)
Source: RefSeq, a predicted model, not a curated record